Parastagonospora nodorum SN15 is the source of this 645-nucleotide messenger RNA. RefSeq lists its product as hypothetical. The record is from RefSeq and is a predicted model, not a curated record. Lineage: Eukaryota; Fungi; Ascomycota; Dothideomycetes; Pleosporales; Phaeosphaeriaceae. Bases 1 to 645 code for a protein of 214 amino acids. The transcript has 2 exons.
AUGUCACCGAAGAAGAUCAAAGACUUGGACGUCGAGAAAGGCGAUAAAGUUCCAGGAAGAGUUCGCCAACUGGCCUCCCGCAUAUCGAAUGUGUCUGUCUUCUCUCUCGCACCGGUUGGCGCCACGUCAACUCUGCCCCAGCGGCCAAAAUCACAUCAACGCUUUGCCAACGAGCCACUUGAGGGCUUUUCUGCGACAAGGCUGGAUCAUCGCCAACGCCGGCCUCGUGAGCCAGCUAUAGGAUUGGCCGCUCACAGACGGCUACCACAACCGCCAAGACAGUUGUACAGCUUACCAGCAUCGCAUCCGCCAGUUCCGAGUGCUCCGAAGCCUACUCCGAUCAUUCCAAAUGUGCGCCAUGGUCCUAAGUUUCCUUGUAUCGAGUGGGUAGAAGAGAGAGAAAACAGCAUCAAGAGCACAGCAAGACGGGGCGUAGCUGCAUACUACCACAGGAGCUACCAGUUUAGGUCGAUCAAGAGGAAGCGGGAGGAACAAGUUCCGGGCGGGAAGAGGGACACUGAGAUCAAGCCGACUGAGCAGAGGCCGGACAAGCUGGUCAUGAUCUUGGGACUUACAAACGUGCGACGUGCAAACGCACAAACUAAAGUGAAUGCGAGGCUGCAGAAGACCAAUAAGCGCUCGUGA